Molecule: messenger RNA, 2324 nt
Organism: Colossoma macropomum (tambaqui)
Lineage: Eukaryota; Metazoa; Chordata; Actinopteri; Characiformes; Serrasalmidae
Gene: b3gnt9
Product: UDP-GlcNAc:betaGal beta-1,3-N-acetylglucosaminyltransferase 9
Exons: 2
Coding region: 479-1822 (447 amino acids)
Cellular component (GO): membrane
Molecular function (GO): hexosyltransferase activity
Source: RefSeq, a predicted model, not a curated record
UUUCUCUGAGUGAGAGUCGCUCCAGCGCUGAUCUUGGCGAGUUGGGAGUUUUUUCCUGGACGUGAACGCGCAGCUUUUCAGCUUUAAACGCCGAAACCAGAUGGUGGGAUCUGGCAGUGUUGAACUGGAGCAGCUUUCGUGAGAUUCACCACUUCUUGGUGCGCAUAGGACAGGAUAAAAUCUCUUGAUAAAUGGAAACAUCUUAGCACAGACACUCCUGUUUUUGGGAGGAACGGUUGGAGCUGAGCACUGUGUUACACAGCAUUAAGACUGUUAUCUCAUUGAGCACUUAUAGUGUUGAGAGGAAAGUGUUCCCAGCUGGAAGCAAUCAAGAUCACACUCAAAGAAGGGAUAAACACUGCUCCAAAUGGAGUCUGGCUGGGUAGGAAUCACUAGCAAUGAAGAAAUCCUGACAUCAUGAUAAGAUUACAACCUCUCUGGUUACUGAGCUUUAUAACGGAGAGACUUGUUUGACAGAAUGAGGAGAGUCCGCAUAAAGGGAGACGUGCUCUGCACCCUGAUCCUGUUGGUGCUUUUCUGCAUACUGCUGUACGCCCACCAGGCUUUAACGCCCAUCUGGGAGACAGUACGUAUCGAGCAUGUCUCUACCAGCUCCAGAGCCCUCUUAGGAACCCCUUUAAAAGGAAUGUCGCUUCCCUCUAAGCCACCUAAUUUGCCCCAGUGCAAUCCUGAGCCUAAGUUGCAGGCACAAGCAAAACCCAAGUCCCAGAGUAAACCUAAAGGUCAGAUGAAGUUAAAGCAAAAGGAUAAGAAGAGGAAAGCCACUACGCCGAAAGCCAAUAUUGUGCCCACUCUGCCUCAGUUUGACUUUGAGGAUUACCUUCGCAAGAAAGACCAGCGUGAGUUCAGGAUGCUAAUUGACCAACCAGAGAAGUGUUCAGGGCCUGAAGGUGCACCCUAUCUGCUGAUUGCCAUAAAAUCAGUAGCUGCGGACUUCGACAAGCGGCAGGUAGUGCGGCAUACUUGGGGGAGAGAAGGAGUGGUCCAGAAAGGAGUGAACAUCAAGACCGUUUUUCUUCUUGGGGUGCCCCAAAAUGUUACAGCUCUUCCACUUUGGGACAGGCUGCUGGAGUAUGAGAGCCGCACGUUCAGGGACAUUUUGCUUUGGGACUUUGAAGACACAUUUUUCAACCUGACACUCAAAGAAACUCACUUUCUCCAGUGGAUCAACAUGAGCUGCUCCAAAGUCAAGUUCAUUUUCAAGGGUGAUGCAGAUGUCUAUGUGAACAUCGAGAACAUUCUGGAGAUGCUUGAUGGCAGGCAGAUCGAUCAGGACCUUUUUGUUGGAGAUAUCAUCUUGCACGCAAAGCCCAUCCGCAGGCGCAACAGUAAAUACUUUGUGCCUGAAUUUAUAUAUGGCCAAGGAGUUUACCCAUCUUACGCGGGUGGUGGAGGCUUUGUAAUGUCCGGGCACACUGCCCUAAGGCUGCACAUGGCCUGCAAGGAAGUGGAACUCUUUCCUAUAGAUGACGUCUUCCUGGGAAUGUGUCUGCUCAGGAUUGGUCUUCAACCGACCCGCCAUGAGGGCUUCCGUACCUUUGGUAUCGUGCGACCGUCGGCAGCACCCCACCUACAGGUGUUCGACCCAUGUUUCUACAGGGAACUGAUGGUGGUGCACAGCCUAACCGUGCCGCAGAUCUGGCUCAUGUGGAACCUCUUACAUGAUCCUAGUGUACGCUGUCACUCCCAUCAGGGCCCCACAGCUCUACCCUUUAAAUGGAAAAAUAAGAUUUCUACAGUAGCUAAAACAGAGUCGAAUGAGGAUAAUGACUAUGAAAUGCGAGUGUUUGUAAAGCACUGACUGAAAAGCUAGGCCUGAACUGCUGAUACUGUGAAAUUUAAAAUGGAGGAGGUUUGAAAAGAUUUAUGCUGGCAUAGACCGUAUGGUACAUUUAAGUGGAGAAUGUUUUGUUAGAUUUGUACACAAUAAGACCUGAGAGUUUUAAUUGUUUUGAAAGAACUACCGUUUCAGAAUUAUUGUCAGAAACGUAUCGUUUGCUGUAUUUGAAAAAGAUUUUGGUGUCAAAGUAUCAUUCUUGGCUACUGCGGAUACUGCUGAACAUUCUAAAAAUGAACCACAGAGGCCAAGGACGACAUCUGUCACAUUCUGCAAGGACAGUAAAGCCCAUGGGAAGUGAGCCCAUUUUGCUUUAUGAAAGACCACUGGUUGAAUAUGAGCACUAAUGAAAUAUUGGAUACUGAAAAUUCUCAGAAGUGAAUUAUACCACUGAGCAGCACUGUUAGUAUGAAUAUUUUAGAUUUGUAUGGCUACAGGCUUUCAAAUCUGUUUGUUUUGAUUUAUU